Messenger RNA from Metopolophium dirhodum (rose-grain aphid), 4080 nucleotides. RefSeq lists its product as uncharacterized. Bases 1 to 4080 code for a protein of 1359 amino acids. The record is from RefSeq and is a predicted model, not a curated record. The transcript has 5 exons. Gene Ontology annotation, molecular function: DNA helicase activity. Gene Ontology annotation, biological process: telomere maintenance; DNA repair. NCBI's taxonomy places the organism in Eukaryota, Metazoa, Arthropoda, Insecta, Hemiptera, Aphididae.
AUGCCGAGAGCGCAAAGAGCACGCAUUAGCAGAAGAACUGCCAAUGCAACUCGAAUGUAUAACAGAAGGCAACAAAAUAACACACCAGAACGUUCUCAAACACGUGCUCAGGAGCUACGUAACGCUUUGAGUAUGAAAUCAGCGUUUAAUUAUCAAUCCGAGAUUGAUUAUUUAAAUAUUAAAGCACUUCAAAUUGGACGAAUGACUAUAUUAUGUCCUAAGUGCCAUGCAAAAAAAUGGAAAGAUGAAACCCAUGGACUUUGCUGCGCUGACGGUAAAGUUGUUUUACACCAAUUUGAGGAUCUUCCAGACCUAAUUAAAAGUUUAAUUGAUAAUUCUCACCCUCUAUCAAAACAUUUCUUUAAUAAUUCUAGACGGUAUAACACUCUGUUCCAAAUGACAUCGUUUGGAGCAAACGAAAUAAGUGAAGGGAACUUCAUGCCCUCUUUUAAAAUUCAGGGUCAAGUGCAUCAUUUAAUAGGUAGUUUAUUACCCGAAAUUGAAAAUAAUGCUAAAUUUUUACAAAUAUAUUUUAUGUCAGAGUCGGAUCAAAUAUAUAUUCGAACAAAUAUGAUUCCAAAUUUAAAAAGAGGUCUCAUUGAAUCAUUGCAAACAGUUUUGCGUGAAAAUAAUCACCUCAUACAGAGCUUUAGAUCUAAUCUGGAGUCGAGGUCGUUUGAUGAGUUGCAAAACUUUAAGUUAAUUAUUCAUGCUGACAGAGUUCCUCAAGAUGAACACAGAGGUCAAUAUAAUGCACCUACCAUCGAUGAAGUAGCUGUAUUAUUAGUUAAUGAAGAUAAAGGUCCCAGAGAUAUAGUUCUGCAUGGUCGGAGUGGACACUUGAGUCGAGUUUCAGAAUUGAAUAGAUCUUAUGAUGCACUGCAAUAUCCAUUGAUGUAUACUAGAGGCGAAGACGGUUAUCACAUUAAUAUAUUACAGGAAAAUAACCAAAAUCGAACCAAAACUGUAUCCUGCAUGCAAUUUUAUUCUUAUAGGUUUAUGGUUAGAGAAACAAGUCUAAAUCAUCUACAUUAUUACAAAACAUUAUUCAGCCAAUUCGCCGUAGAUAUGAUGGCAAAAAUGAUUUCUGAAAGACUACACUUUAUUCGUAACCAUCAAAAACAACUACGUGCGGAUGAUUAUGUUCACCUCCGAGAUGCUGUUAACAAUGAUGCAAAUAUUAAUGCUAAUAACGUGGGGCAACAAGUAAUUCUUCCCUCCUCUUUUACUGGCUCCCCACGUUACAUGCAUGAAAAAAAUCAGGAUGCCAUGACUUAUGUUCGUAAAUUUGGCCGUCCAGAUUUAUUUAUUACUUUUACAUGCAACCCGGAAUGGCUGGAAAUAAAAAAUGAAUUAUUUCAAGACCAAAAGUCGUUUGAUAGACACGAUAUAAUCUCUAGAGUUUUUCAUCUCAAACUAAAAAAGUUUAUGCAUGUAUUAAAAAAUAAAUAUAUUUUCGGAGAUGUCAAUUGUUAUGUUUACAGUGUUGAAUGGCAAAAACGAGGUUUGCCACACUGCCACAUUCUUUUGUGGUUACAAACGAAAAUUCAGCCAGAUGAAAUUGAUAAAAUUAUUUCUGCCGAGAUACCAAACAAAGACAGAGAUCCUAUACUUUAUGAAAUAGUAUGCAAGAAUAUGAUUCAUGGCCCAUGCGGCGAGUUAAAUAUUAGAUCGCCAUGUAUGAAUAAUGGAAAAUGUAGUAAGAAAUACCCUCACAAAUUGGUCAAGGAUACUCAAACUGGAGAUGAUGGUUAUCCGACUUACCGACGGAGAUCACCAGAUGAUGGAGGUUAUACUGCAAUAUUAAAAGUUCGUGGUCAAACAGAAAUCGUGGUUGACAACCGUUGGGUUGUACCGUAUUGUCCAGUGCUAUCUAGGUGCUUUAAUGCGCAUAUUAACGUAGAAUACUGUCAUUCGGUUAAAGCGAUAAAAUACAUAUGUAAAUAUAUAAAUAAAGGAUCAGAUAGAGCUACUUUUUCUGUUAAUCGUGAAAACGAUGAGAUUACAAAUUAUUUGAAUGGUCGAUACAUAUGUACUUCUGAAGCGUUUUGGAGAAUUUUCAAUUUUGAUAUCCAUGAUAGAGAUCCGACAGUUCAGCACUUGGCUGUUCAUCUAGAAAAUGGACAGCGUGUUUUCUUUAAUGCUAAUAAUCUUCAUCAAGUUAUUGAAAAUCCAAGAAAAACGACACUAACUGCAUUCUUUGAACUGUGUUCACAUGAUGAUUUUGCGAAAACACUGUUCUAUCAUGAAGUUCCUUCUUAUUACACCUGGGAUAAUAGCAGAGGCUGGUUAAAGAGAAGACGGGGAAAAGAUGUUCCAGGUUGGCCAGGAAUAAAAAUGGACACUGCCAUUGGUAGAAUUUACACGAUUCACCCAAAUCAAAGUGAGUGCUACCAUUUAAGAUUGUUACUUAAUUAUGUAAAAGGUCCUACUUCAUUUGAAAGCCUGAAGGCCUUUGAUGGAGUCAUUCACGCGACUUUUAAAGCUACCUGUUUUGCUCUUGGGCUUUUAGAAAAUGACGAGCAAUGGAAAAAUACUCUGGCGGAGGCAACUCUUUCAGAAAGUCCUUCAAAAUUAAGAGAAUUAUUCGCAAUAAUCAUAGUUUUCUGCCAACCGUCUGAACCUCAAUCUUUGUGGGAACAGUUCAGAAAUGAUUUUUGUGAAGAUAUUCUUCAUACAGAGCGCACUCGAUUAAAUGACUUGCAAUUUACUUUUUCUGAUGAAAUAUUUAAUAGAGGUUUGAUUGAAAUAGAAGAUAAAGUUGUUUGUCUGUCUGAAAAAUAUUUAACUGAAUUUGGAAUGAACUCACCUGUUCGAAAUGAAAAUGCAUCUGAUCCUUUUGAAUUCUCAAUUUUGCGUUCUUACGAUAAUAACCGAUUACAAGAAUUUAAAGCAUCCUCAGGUAAAGUUGCAUUAGCAGUAGCUUCAUCUGGUAUAGUAGCAACUCUCCUUAGUGGCGGCAGAACUGCUCACUCGACUUUCAAGUUACCAUUAAAUGUAUUAUUUGAUACAGAAUACGUUUGUCCGAUUCGUAAAAAUGGCCCUCUUGGAAAAAUUCUUCAAGAAACCUCAUUCGUUGUGUGGGAUGAGUGUACGAUGAGUCACAGAUCACAUAUCGAAGCAAUUGAUCGAACAUUAAAAGAUCUUAGGUGUAAUAAUAAGUUUAUGGGUGGCAUAACAUUUGUUUUCGCUGGUGAUUUCCGUCAAAACUUACCAGUAAUCCCUAAAGGUACUCGAGCUGAUGUCGUUAAUGCUUGCUUAAAAUCUUCCCCUAUAUGGAACUAUGUUGAAAAACUUUAUUUGCGAACAAACAUGAGAGUUUAUUUAUGCGGAGGGGACGAUAUUUUUCCAGCACAGUUGUUGAAAAUUGGAAAUGGAACUUUAGAAAAUGAAAAUGGUUACAUUUCUGUCAAUCACACGAUUGGACGGGUGGUCAAUAACGUGGAAGAGUUGAUUUCUACAGUUUAUCCUGACAUUUUUAAUAUGUCCAAUAAAUCUUAUCAGUGGUUAUGUGAAAGAGCUAUUAUCUCUCCAAGAAAUGUAACAGCAGAAGAAAUUAAUGAUAUCAUCCUUCUAAAAUUCGACGGACACUCACGUGAAUAUCUAUCUAUUGAUACAGUUACAUCAACAGAUGAUGCUAUUCAUUAUCCACAAGAAUUUCUCAAUUCUCUUUCUCCUUCGGGAUUUCCUCCUCAUAAACUAAAAUUAAAAAUUGGUGCUCCAAUUACAUUAUUACGUAAUCUUCAACCACCGAACUUAUGUAACGGUACAAGAUUACAAAUAAAAUCGUUGCGAAAUAAUAUUAUAGAAGCAGUAAUUAUUACAGGGCCAGCGAAAGGAGAAAUUGCAUUUAUUCCAAGAAUUCCCAUGAUUCCGUCUGACUUGCCGUUUUCUUUCAAACGGCUUCAAUUCCCGGUUAAAGUUUCUUUUGCGAUUACAUUAAACAAAGAACAAGGUCAAACAUUCAAUUAUAAUUACCGACCAAAUUUAGAGCAGCUGGGAUUUUUCAAAUUUGAAGUAGCCAGUAACCAAUUUUUAAAUGACGACAACACUCGCACAAAAAACGACAAAAAUCAUUGA